This is a messenger RNA of Miniopterus natalensis, 558 nucleotides long. The record is from RefSeq and is a predicted model, not a curated record. NCBI's taxonomy places the organism in Eukaryota, Metazoa, Chordata, Mammalia, Chiroptera, Miniopteridae.
CCACAAGUGCUUAAUACGUGUGUCUUUUGUCCUGCAUGUUCUCUCCAGUCCCUUUAAAUGAGCCGAGAUCAUGGUUCGGAGAUGACAGAAGGCAGGCACUGCCAGGUGCACCUCCUGGAUGACAGGCGGCUGGAGCUGCUGGUUCAGCCCAAGCUGUUGUCAAGAGAGUUGCUGGACCUCGUGGCCUCACAUUUCAACCUGAAGGAAAAGGAGUACUUUGGAAUCACGUUUACAGAUGAAAUAGGUCAGCAGAACUGGCUGCAGUUAGACCACCGCGUGCUUGACCAUGACUUGCCCAAGAAACCAGGCCCAACCAUAUUGCACUUUGCUGUGAGAUUUUACAUCGAGAGCAUAUCGUUUCUGAAGGAUAAGACCACCGUGGAGCUGUUUUUCCUGAACGCAAAGUCCUGUGUGCACAAGGUAAGGCGCCGUUGGCUGCCUCUGGGAAACGGCUCCAGAGCCUGCAGGCGCGGAGGGAGGGAUGGUGCUGCCUGUGUUGCAUGUUCCAGUGAGAAAAAGGCCAUAAUCCUCUCCCACCCACCCCCACCCCCAAAAUGA